Messenger RNA from Phyllotreta striolata, 1194 nucleotides. The record is from the annotation of a GenBank genome assembly. Lineage: Eukaryota; Metazoa; Arthropoda; Insecta; Coleoptera; Chrysomelidae.
AUGGCAGAGCAACUCCAGACCAUACGAACGCUAGUCAGAAAAGCCAAGAAGCUAUACCUGAAGAAAUUCCACGAAGAAGCCAAAGUGUUCGCCUACGCGCCGGGUAGGGUCAACUUAAUAGGGGAGCACACGGAUUACAACGGGGGCUUCGUCAUGCCGAUGGCCCUGCCCCUGUACACAGUCUGGGCGGGAAAACGAUACGACGGCACCUUCGCCGAAAUUUUCACGAACGCCGCCGGCGUCGAGGAGCCCACGGUAAGGUUCGGCAUCUACAACCUGGACAGAUCCGGCCCUGCCUGGUCCAAUUACGUCAAAGGCGUCCUGUCCUGCUACUUCGGCAAACUGAACGCCUUCAAGGCCGUCAUCGUGAGCACCGUUCCCGUCGGCGGCGGCCUCUCCAGCAGCGCCGCCCUCAGUGUCUCCACCUACAUGUUCCUAGACGAGCUCAACGGCGGUCGAUCCGAAUUGACUAAAAUUGAGAAAGCUCUGGCCUGCAAGAAAGCGGAGAAUAUCUUCGCUGGAGCGCCCUGCGGUAUCAUGGACCCUUUCAUAGCAUUACUGGGCGAAGCUGAAAGCGUUUUGCUGAUCGAUUGUCGCUCGUUAACCUUCGAACCCAUCACGCUGGCGGAUCCCAAAAUCGUCGUGCUAAUAACCAACUGCAACGUGAGGCACGAUUUAGCAGGCGGCGAAUACGACGAGCGCCAGAAGGAAUGCUUCAAAGCGGCCGAGCUGAUGGGCAAGGAGUUCCUGCGCGACGCCGAUUACAUGGAUUUCAGGGAACUGUUGGAGAACAGGUUCAAGCUGAAGGCGCCCACGUCGCUGUUGAAGCGCGCCCGGCACGUUAUCAGCGAGAUCAAGAGGACCUUCGACGGCGCCCGGUUGCUGAAGAAUUCCAAGUUCGAGCAGUUCGGCAGGCUGAUGUACGAGAGCCACGAGUCGCUCAGGGACGAUUUCGAGGUGUCCUGUCCCGAAUUGGAUCAGCUGGUGGAGCUGACGAGAGGCGUGGAGGGCGUGUUUGGCAGCAGAAUGACGGGGGGCGGUUUCGGUGGGUGUACGGUUACUCUGAUGUACGCCGAUGCUGUUGAUAAGUUGAUCAAACGGAUACAGAAGGGGUACGACGGGGUGCCUACGUUUUACGUGUGCAAGCCCAGCAAUGGGACGAAGAGGUUGUGCGAAUGCGCCAGAGUGGCUUGA